AUGGUUGUCUCUGCGGAAGUAAUUCGAAAAGAUGCCGUGUUUCACGUGGCUUGGAUUCUUGGUACCGGCGACUCGAAAAAGCUGUCACGAAGAGAGAUUUUGGACCAAAAUCUCCCGGAACUGUGUCAUUCAAUCAUUGAAAUGGUUCCCGAACGGCACAGGGGCUCAGCAACAAAAACUGGACUUUAUUUGCUAUCCCUGCUCACAUAUGGAACAGUUUUGAUCCAUCAAGUUCAGGUUGAUUUCUUGAAACGAGACGUCGAGAAGCUCAAAGAGCUCAUGAAGAAGAAAAGUUUCAUUUUGCUGAUGGCUGAAAGGUUCGACAGAAACCAAGAGUUGCAGAGAAAAGAAGAUAAAUUCGCAAGACUGAGAUCUAAGCCUAUUAUGUGCGUCGAGGAGUUGGAUCGGGUUGAUUUGGCUCAUUUACAAGCAAUUGGCGACGAAUUGGGAAUCAAUGGAAAUCCAGGAGACUUUAUAAUGAUGGAUGCGUUGCCCAACAUGAAUCAGUGGAUUGACAAUAAUUCAGAAUUGAAUGCGAUCUAUGGAUGUGUUGAGCCUUACCUGAGAGAAAAAGAAAUCACCAUGCACUCCACGUUUGUCGAGGGUAACGGUUCAAAUGAGCACAACAAGGAACGACGAAAUGACGCGGUAAUUGCCGACUUCAGCCAACUUUUGUUCCCUGAGAUCCCUGAAAUCACACUUGGCGAGAAAUUUCCGAUAGAUGUCGAUUCCAGAAAACGAUCUGCUAUCCUCCAGGAAGAGCAAGAAGAGGCUCUUCAGCUCCCCAAAGAAGCUUCUGAAAUUGUGCAAGAAGAGCCUACAAAAUUUGUCUCUAUUGCUCUGCUCCCGAGUGAAACCGUGGAACAACCAGCACCCCAGGAGCCUAUUCAAGAGCCCAUUCAACCAAUUAUCGAGGAGCCCGCGCCACAGCUUGAGCUUCCACAGCCAGAGCUUCCACCACAACUAGAUGCAAUUGAUCUUGUCACCAUUCCAGCGAGUCAGCAGGAUAUGGUUGUUGAAUAUCUUCAAUUGAUCAACGAUUUACCCGAUGACGAGAACAGCCGACUGCCACCAUUGCCGAAAGAUUUAGAAUUGUUUGAAGAUGUAAUUCUACCACCUCCAGCAAAGAAAUCAAAAGUCGAAGAGGAAGAAGACGCGUUGGAAAGAGCACGAAGAAGACCAUCAUCGCGUCCAGUAACUCCGAUUAAUCAAACCGAUUUGACAGAUCUUCAUUCAACUGUGCGACCGGAAGAUCCGAGUUUCGCAAUAGACUCCCAAAUUCAUGAUGUUCUACCUCAACGGAAAAAAUCGAAACGCAAUCUGCCGAUCAUCCACAGCGAUGAUCUGGAAAUCGACGAAGCUGUGCAAAAAGUGUUACAAGCCGAUUAUUCCUCACUGGUUCGUAAGAAGGAGGAUGUAAUAGCAAAGAUUCCACCAAAAACGGAUGCAGUCGCGGUGCUCAUGAACUUACCAGAACCAGUUUUCAGUAUCGGAUAUCGUCUUCCUCCAGAGGUUCGGGAUAUGUUCAAAGCUUGUUAUAAUCAAGCUGUUGGAAGUCCAGUGAGCGAUGAUGAAGAGGAUGAAGAUGAGGAAGAAGAGGAAGAAUAUAAAUAUGCAAAAGUUUGUCUUCUGUCUCCAAAUCGCAUCGUUGAGGAUACUCUACUUCUAGAAGAGCAACCUCGUCAACCUGAAGAAUUUCCAUCUACGGAUAAUAUCAACCCGCCAAGACAGCUACAGGAGAAUCCAGUUUUUGAGAAUUUGGAAUAUGAAGCGCCCCCGCAUCCAAUAAGAACUGCUCGUACGCCCACGCCGAUCAAAGAUUUGAAAUAUUCAGUUAUUAGUCUGUUCCCAACUCCAGAGAAACGCCGGGAGACGAGCAUCAUUGCUGAACUGAAUUUGGAUCCUAUUCCAGUUGAAGAAAUUGAUCCACUUUUGACGAUGAGAACCGAAGAAGAACUUGAAAAUGUUCGACGCCGUCAAAAAAGCAGUUUAGGGGUUCAAUUUAUGAGAACUGACGAUCUGGAAGAGGAUACUCGCCGUAAUCGACUAUUCGAGGAUGAAGAACGGACUCGAGAUGCUAGAGAAGAUGAACUAUUCUUCUAUUCAUCUGGAAGUCUCCUUCCCAAUAAUCGGCUCAACAUCCACAAGGAAUUGCUCAACGAAGCAGAAGCAAGAUAUCCAGAAUGGGUGAAUUUCAAUGAAUUCACUGCGGAUCACGAUCGUAAAAAGGCAGCAACCGCCUUUGAGGGCCUUCUUUUGAGUCUCAAGAAUAUGAAGGUUGAAGCGAAGCAAGAAGAUCCUUAUUUUCCAAUUCUAGUACGUCACAUCAGCCACGAAGAAAUGUGAAGCUGCUAAUAUAAUUGAUACUGUAUCAUUUCCCAAUUUUUCAUAGCUUCCAUUGUUUUGUUGUAUUUUAUUGCUUUGCCUUGUUCGUUAAUCUUUAAAACUGAAAACUACUGUACCAU
This is a messenger RNA of Caenorhabditis elegans, 2465 nucleotides long. RefSeq names its product Meiotic recombination protein rec-8 (gene rec-8). Bases 1 to 2346 code for a protein of 781 amino acids. Gene Ontology annotation, biological process: sister chromatid cohesion. The transcript has 8 exons. NCBI's taxonomy places the organism in Eukaryota, Metazoa, Nematoda, Chromadorea, Rhabditida, Rhabditidae. The record is from RefSeq and is marked reviewed. Gene Ontology annotation, cellular component: spindle pole; nucleus; chromosome.